GGCUUUUAUUUGUGCUAAUAUUUGGUGUUGGGCUUAACUCUCCAAAUAAAAUGGGCUAACGUGAAAGAGUUAUGAGUUUAUUGGCCAAACACAUUCUGAUUCAUCCGCAAGGAAGGACACAUGUAGAGAGAGCCAUAGCCACACAUAAUUAUUCAGUCAUGUUAGAAGAUGAAUGAUCAAAAAGGGAAAACGUAUGGUGAACUGAUAAGAAAUCAAACCAAGGAAACACAAACUUCCUUUGCAAACCACUAUCUAUCCUAAGUAAACAUAUGAAUGAGUGAUAAAGAAGUCGCAUGAAAUGGCGAAAAUAUGCUGGUUCAACCGAGCACCCCCUGCGCCACCCUUGCAGUUCCACUCCCAGGUACUAAAUAGUAUUAGUAGCAGAAAGAUUUGUGCAAUUUAUAAUAUGUCAAGAGAAAAAGGCAAAACCCCUCAGGUACUGAAGAUCGCUGUCAGUGGAGUCACUGAGCUUCUCAGGCUUUUCUCUCCUCAACAAACAAGCAUAUUGAGCGGCAAUAUUGAGAAACAGAACAAUGAAUUCACAGUUUCAAGUGUUGACGAUGUUCUAAUUAUCAUCAAGUCUGAUUAUGACAACGCAUAUUUCGUCACGGGGAACUUCACUUCUUCAAUUUAUGCAGAAAACUGUAUCUUUGAAGAUCCAACUAUUAAAUUUAGUGGUAGGGAUUUAUACGCGCGAAACUUGAAAUUGCUUGUUCCCUUCUUCGACCAUGCCUCAAUAAGACUACUAAAGAUUAAAAAGGAUGUUAAAUCUGACACAAAUUUUCUGCGCGCGUCUUGGAAACUGAGGACCAAUUUAAAGCUUCCGUGGAGGCCUCUGAUUGCUAUCGAUGGAAGCACUUGUUAUGAAUUGGAUGAUGAUUUCAAAAUCAUUAGGCACGUCGAGAGUUGGAAUGUUUCCGCACUCGAAGCAGUUUUGCAGAUUUUCACUUUCAAGUUUGAAAAAUCGGGCGGUUAAUACUUUAAUGUCAUGAAGUUUCACACUCAUAACAAACUCUUUGUUGGCGCUUGCAUUCAUACAAAUUAAGGAAAGAUUUAUAAUAAAAGAGUUUUAUUAAAAUGUA
Molecule: messenger RNA, 1082 nt
Organism: Lathyrus oleraceus (garden pea)
Lineage: Eukaryota; Viridiplantae; Streptophyta; Magnoliopsida; Fabales; Fabaceae
Exons: 7
Coding region: 299-976 (225 amino acids)
Source: RefSeq, a predicted model, not a curated record